AUUUUUCAUCUCAAGUAUAUUAAGAUGUUUGCCGUGGGUAUGAAUGAGACAAAUAGAAAACAUUCGACGUGACGCACCUGUCAAUGAUGAUUGUUUUGUGUAUUAUAUAUUUGUGUUCUGGUUGCAAACUUGAGAUUAAAAGAUAAGUUUAUUUUAAGUUCAAGGUCGAAAAACUGAAAUGAUAAGUGAAUUAAUAGGAAAAAUAUCAUUAAAUUGGUUUUAUUUACACCAUUUAUUUUGUGACAAUAUUUUGAAUCACGUGACCUGUAUUGAAUUUUAAUUGGUCAUCGGUGAGCGUGCCCUGCGCGACGCGGAGGCGCAAUAAUAGUUCACCAAAAUGCCGUCGGAAUCUAAGCCUUUGUUGACAGCCCAAACAGAAAAACCAAAUCAUUAUAAAUAUCUGAAGGAAUUCAGAGUAGAGCAGUGUCCGUCGUUUCUACAACACAAAUGUACACAACAUAGACCUUUCACAUGUUUUCACUGGCAUUUUAAUAAUCAGAGAAGAAGAAGACCCGUCCGGAAGAGGGAUGGCACUUUCAAUUAUAGCGCAGACAACUACUGUACCAAAUAUAACGAAACGUCAGGGAUAUGCGAGGAUGGAGACGAGUGCCCGUACCUACACCGUACAGCAGGUGACACGGAGCGCAGGUAUCACCUCCGCUAUUACAAAACAUGCAUGUGUGUUCACGAUACGGAUGCUAGGGGCCUCUGUACAAAGAAUGGGGCUCACUGUGCGUUUGCGCAUGGAGCACCAGAUCUUCGGCCCCCAGUCUUGGAUAUGAGGGAACUCCAAGCGCUGGAGAAUCCUGACGGGACUGAUGGCGAUGCAGCGGCUCCUAAUGCAUUAGAUAGAGAACGAAAUUUAAUGAAUGAAGAUCCAAAAUGGCAAGAUACAAAUUAUGUAUUGUCAUCAUAUAAAACUGAACCAUGUAAAAGACCACCUAGGUUAUGUAGACAAGGCUACGCCUGCCCUCAAUAUCACAAUAGCAAAGAUAAACGUAGAUCUCCAAGGAAAUAUAAAUACCGUAGUACGCCAUGUCCUAAUGUUAAACACGGCGAGGAAUGGGGUGAACCCAGUAAUUGUGAGGCAGGUGAUGGAUGUGGAUACUGUCACACGCGCACCGAGCAACAGUUUCAUCCUGAAAUAUAUAAGUCUACUAAGUGCAAUGAUGUGCAACAGGCCGGCUACUGCCCCCGGGGACUGUUCUGUGCCUUCGCCCAUGUUGAACCGGAAGACCUGGGCGGCGCCCGCGAGCUGGCCGCGCCGCUGGAGUGCGGCACCAACCUGGCCGAGCUGCUGUCGUCCGCGCUGCCCGAGCGCAAGGACGCGCCGGCGCCCGAGCCGCACGCCAACGGCUCCGGCGACGGCUCCGAGUGCGCCUCCACGUCCUCCGCGGGCUCCAGCGCCGGCCGCGCGCCGCCCGCCGGCCCGCCGCCCGCCUGGCCGCCGCGCGCCACCUUCGACGCCACCGUGCUGCAGGAGGUGGUCGGCAACGCGCUCGACGACCUGCACCUGGACGACCCGCGCCACCUCGUGGCCUCGCUGGACCGCGACCUGUCGGACGGCGAGGGCCCGCUGGGCGGCUCGGCGCCCGUCAACAUCCCCGCCGCGCGGCCCGCGCUGCGCGGCUUCAGCCCGCCGCCGGCCGGCUCGCCGCUGCCACCCUUCCUGCGCUACGCGCCCGGCGACCCCGAGCGCCUCUUCAACUCGCACAUGAAGGCGGGCAGCUUCGGCGCGAGCGGCGCCGGCCCCUUCGAGUUCGGCGCCGCGUCGCCCGGCGCGGCCGGCGAGCUGGCGCGCCUGCGCGAGGAGGUGGUGGCGUCGCGCGCCGCCGCCGCGCGCUGGGACGAGCGCAUCGCGCAGGCGCGCUCGGCGUGCGAGGCGUGGCAGCGCGAGUCGGACGAGGCCACGCGCAAGGCGGCGCUGGCGGAGCGGCAGCGCGACGAGGCGCGCGCGCAGGCGCUGGCGCUGAAGCGCGAGCUGGAGGCGGCGCGCGCGGCGCGGCGCGAGCUGCGCGGCCUGCCGCUGGCGGCGCUCAAGGCGCUGCGGGCGCAGGCGCGCGCCGAGCUGGAGGAGAUCGAGAAGCUGCUGUACCUGGAGACGGCCACCAAGUGCAUGGGCUGCGAGGAGCGGCCGCGCGCCGUCACGCUGGCGCCCUGCAACCACUACGUGCUGUGCGACGCGUGCGCCGCCACGGCCGACGAGUGCCCGUACUGCCAGACGCCCGUGGCGCGCCACCAGUGAGCCGACGACUGAGCUUUACUUUUUAAUCGACCGUGUGAUGAUGUUUUCUACGCAUGUUUAUCUUUUUUAUCGCGAGCUUUACGCCCGGUGGCGUAAAUUACGUCUAAGAUUGCGAUCGUGUGGGUGACGGACCGCCUCCUCGGUAGCUCUCUACUCGUUUAUAUCGAACGAGGGGUCCGACUGAAGAGUCACGUUCUGAACUAUCUACGAUCGCUAAAAUGUUUUCUUAAUAUUUUUAUAUAUAUACGUACGUUGACGUAUAAUAUCGGAUGAUAAUACCUAUAACUUCAUUUAGUGAAGAGCGAUACUUAUUCUGGUAAAUCUAUUGAAUGACAUUAAGUGCAGUAUUAUGAUUUUCGUAUUUACUGCCACACACGUUUGUAUUCAAUAUUAAAAGAUAUCGCGAUCCCUGUUACGUUGCAUCGAUACGACUACUAUUGACAUAAAAUUAAACACUCGAGAAAAACGAAUAUUGAUAGUAUAUAUUAAGAAAUGUUUACCUUUUUUUCUACUCUAUAGUAUAUUUUAACGAUAGAAUGGCAAAUUAUGUGUAACCAAAAUAAGAAUCGUUUAUAUAUUAUCUAAUAAGAUAUAGCUUCAGAAUCUUUUUAAUGAUGUUAUUACAUAUGGUGAAGGAAUAUACACACCAAAGCUAAGUGAGUAUUGAUAAAUGAGCGUUUAAAUACAGAUGCAUACAUUUUUAUAUUUGUCUAUUUAAAAUAUAGUGAUUUCUAAAUAUUUUUCAUAAAUUGAUACAAUUUUACUAUGAAAUAGAGCAUGAUAAUAACGAAGUAGGAUCUUAACGGGUUAAAUAUGCUUUCGAUAAUCGAUAACUUUCGUUCAAUACGUGUGUAUUAGUGGACUUGUUGCUUUUGUCAUAUUCACUUAACUAAAAUAGUUCUUUACUAAAGCAUAUAUUCGAAAUCAAUAUUUAAAGACAUUCUUAAAUCAACAUAUUAGUAGGUGAAAUUGUGUCAAAAGUACUGUACAACUGAGCAAAAAAAAAUGUGAUGGUAAGAUUAAAGUAUGCAAAAUAUAAUCAGAUACGUCGUAAAUAUGUGAUUGUACAGUGAUUUCAACACACACAGUGAUGUACAACGUUAAAAUAUUCUGAAUUUUUCAAAUUCGAUAAAGUGUUACAAAUGUAGAUGAAAAUAUAGAUAAAUCAAAUAAAAAUACUCAUUAUCUGACUAGCGUUCGGCUUAAAAUUGACGACAUUUAUUUCAAAGUUCACAAAAUCAGCUUCUUGUAUCAGCAUGAAUUUAUUUUUUACAAAAUUAUAACUUUAAUAUAAGUUCGAAAAAGUUCAUAAAAUAUUAAUGUUGAUGCAAGCAUUAUUAAAAUAGGAUUAGAUUUAUUAACUUUGAAAUAUAUGGAAGUGGUAGAUUUAGUUUUAUAUUCAGAGUUUUUGCAUGAUCGUAGAAGAUCUAUAUAAAUGUGACUAUUUAAAUAACUAUUCGCCUUUCAAUCGAGUGUUGUUAGUUAUUUUUAGAUUUUCUAAACUUGAAAUAUGACAGCUUUCUUCGUUUGCA
This is a messenger RNA of Melitaea cinxia (Glanville fritillary), 3777 nucleotides long. RefSeq names its product putative E3 ubiquitin-protein ligase UNKL (gene unk). NCBI's taxonomy places the organism in Eukaryota, Metazoa, Arthropoda, Insecta, Lepidoptera, Nymphalidae. The record is from RefSeq and is a predicted model, not a curated record. Gene Ontology annotation, molecular function: metal ion binding. The transcript has 6 exons. The coding region runs from base 338 to 2245 and encodes 635 amino acids.